Messenger RNA from Plasmodium vinckei vinckei, 816 nucleotides. RefSeq names its product proteasome subunit beta type-5, putative. Gene Ontology annotation, molecular function: threonine-type endopeptidase activity. Lineage: Eukaryota; Apicomplexa; Aconoidasida; Haemosporida; Plasmodiidae. Bases 1 to 816 code for a protein of 271 amino acids. The record is from RefSeq and is a predicted model, not a curated record. Gene Ontology annotation, cellular component: proteasome core complex. The transcript has a single exon.
AUGAUGGAAUACAGUACUGACUUUAUGACCCAAAUUGAUAAUUUAAUAAACGAUGAGGAAGAAAAUGUUAACACUAUUACUGAUGAACUUGAAUUUUGUUUAGCCCCAAUAAGUGUUCCAAGAGAUUUCAUAAAAUAUGCAAAAACAGAAAAUAAAAAAUUGUUUGAUUUUCAUAAGGGUACUACAACAUUAGCAUUUAAAUUUAAGGAAGGUAUUAUUGUUGCAGUGGAUUCAAGAGCUUCUAUGGGAUCUUUUAUAUCUUCUCAAAAUGUCGAAAAAAUUAUUGAAAUAAAUAAACAUAUAUUAGGGACAAUGGCAGGUGGAGCAGCUGAUUGCUUAUAUUGGGAAAAAUAUUUAGGUCAAAUUAUUAAAAUAUACGAAUUAAGAAAUAAUGAAAAAAUAUCAGUUAGAGCAGCUAGUACAAUAUUAAGUAAUAUUUUAUAUCAAUACAAAGGAUAUGGUUUAUGUUGUGGUAUAAUAUUAAGUGGUUAUGACCAUACAGGUUUUAACAUGUUUUAUAUUGAUGAUGAAGGUAAAAAAGUUGAAGGCAAUUUAUUUAGUUGUGGUAGUGGUAGUACAUAUGCUUAUUCUAUUUUGGAUAGCGCUUAUGAUUAUAAUUUAUCAGUUGAGGAAGCAGUCGAGCUUGGUAGAAAUGCAAUUUAUCAUGCAACAUUUAGAGAUGGAGGUUCAGGUGGAAAAGUAAGAGUUUUUUAUAUACAUAAAGAUGGAUAUAGUAAAAUUAUUGAAGGUGAAGAUGUAUAUGAUUUACACUAUCACUAUACAAACCCAUCACAAAAGGAUCAAUAUGUUAUGUAA